CCUUUGUCCAAUGGCUCACCUUCUCAACACUUCCUUUCUGCGUUCUUCCUCGGCCCUUCGCCGGAGACCAAUUUUGCCGCCUUCAUUCCGCGCCGCUACUGGUAACCGGAGCAAAACCCAGAUUCAGGCCAACAUCCGGGGAUAUUUAUGCCGGCGCUGAGCUCAGCGAUUACCGAAGGGAAGAUCGUUUCUGAAGGAGAUAAGCUCUCCAAAGCAGAGAGUAUAGUGGUGGUCGAGUCUAAUACGGCCGAAAUGGACGUGGAGACCUUCUACGAUGGGAAUUUUGCGGCAAUUAUAGUGGACGAAGGUGGAGUUGCGGCUGCUUGGUCUACUACUAUCGCUCUAUUGGCAGAGACGGGGCAUGAAAUUGACCUUGCUAAGUCUAAAGCUAACUCUUCACCUUACCUUAUCCCCUUCUACCUCUGGGCUAACUCCGUCUUCUGCGGAGCGGCAAUCGGAGAAAGUUCCCGAUAAUGUUGGACCAAGUUCGGCGGUGAAAGCUUCUCCGAGUUGUAGAGAUGGCAAGAGUUUUAUGUCUAAUAGUAGCAUCAACUUUGCAGUUGCUUUGGCUAUGGAUGGUGGACUAAUUACAUCAGUUCUUGAUAAGGUUGGCGUCCAUUCACUGUCUAGAAAGUGGAGGGAAUUGGUUGACAAGGCCGGGCCCAAGCAGUUGCAACUUCAUGAGUACAGCACAGGGAACCACUUUACAAUUCAGAAUCUGGAGGAUGAGGGAAGCUCAUGGGUCUCAACAUUGUUGUUGGGACCAAUUUUAUCAGUGGUUUCUCCUCAAGUGGCAUAUGCAAGUGACACAUUGAAGACAAAUGAGAUAUAUGAGAUUGGAGAAUUAUUUGAUUUAGGGAUCCAAUUAUUGUACUUGAUAUUGCUAUUAGGUUUGCUAGGGGUUGGGUCAUACUUUGUGAUUCGCCAAGUUCUUGUUCGCAGAGAACUUGACCUUUCUGCCAAGGAGUUACAGGAACAAGUAAGAAGUGGCGAUGCGAGUGCCACUGAACUUUUUGAGCUUGGAGCAGUGAUGCUGAGGAGGAAAUUUUACCCGGCUGCUACUAAGUACUUGCUUCAGGCUAUUGAGAAGUGGGAUGGAGAUGAUCAGGAUCUUGCCCAGGUCUACAAUGCUCUUGGUGUCAGCUAUAUCCGUGAUGGGAAGCUUGAAAAGGGAAUUGCUCAGUUUGAGACUGCCGUGAAGCUUCAACCUGGCUAUGUCACAGCAUGGAACAAUCUGGGUGAUGCCUAUGAGAAGCAAAAGGAAUAUAAAUCUGCUCUGAAGGCGUUUGAAGAAGUCCUUCUAUUUGACCCUAACAACAAGGUUGCUAGGCCUCGGAGAGAUGCUAUGAAGGAACGUGUUCAAAUGUAUAAAGGCGUUCCUGUAAAAUCAAAAGAGAGAUGAUUGCCAUUGCUGUAACCCAGUCAUAUUAAUAUGGCAGAAAGUACAAGUUUUUUACAUUUUUUUUUUCCAUAUCAGGCUUGGUAUUUGAGAGAGGCUUGGGAUUUGAGAGAGGAGCCCAGAAAGUUCAAACACCUUCAAACUGGUAUGAUUGAGUGUUAAAAUUGAUUUGUGUUUGUAAGUGUUGUUGGUUUUCUCUGAAGAGGAUGGUGAAUUCGUUUGCGCUUUUUAACUGUGACGUAGGGCUGAUGCUGAUGGUAGUGGGGCCAAUUUUAAUUGAGGAGCUGUAAAAACUCCACUGAUGUUGACGUCAAAACAUUAGUGAUGAGUAUUUUAUAGGUCUCUUUGUAGAAA
Messenger RNA from Prosopis cineraria, 1753 nucleotides. RefSeq names its product tetratricopeptide repeat domain-containing protein PYG7, chloroplastic-like. Gene Ontology annotation, cellular component: pyruvate dehydrogenase complex; chloroplast envelope; chloroplast thylakoid. Gene Ontology annotation, molecular function: protein binding; dihydrolipoyllysine-residue acetyltransferase activity. Gene Ontology annotation, biological process: pyruvate decarboxylation to acetyl-CoA. The record is from RefSeq and is a predicted model, not a curated record. Lineage: Eukaryota; Viridiplantae; Streptophyta; Magnoliopsida; Fabales; Fabaceae. The transcript has 5 exons. The coding region runs from base 362 to 1402 and encodes 346 amino acids.